AUGAAGUUUUCCCGCUAUAUCUUGGCACUCUCGGCCCUUGGCUCGGCGAUUGCUGCUCCGACUUCAAAUAGCAGCACCGUGGAUCGAUCAAACUUGACAAUCGCGUUAAUCCGUACGCCUCCGCCGAACUGGCCGCUGCCUCUCACGAACUACGACUACACCGACAUCACUUUCAACAUCAGCGAAUGUGUAGAUGUCGGAAUCGAGUUGAUCAAAGAGGCCAAGGCUAGCGGUUCCGAUGUCGUCGUCUUUCCAGAGCUUUGGUUCCCCGGAUUCCCCAAGGGUUCGGACAGCCACUACAACUUCACGCGCGAUUACCUUCCGUCGUACAUUGAGAAUGCCAUCGUGAUUGGCGAUGCGCAGUGGAACCGCCUGAUUGCCGCGAUCCAGGCAGUGGGCAUCUACGCCAACCUUAACUUUGCAGAAGUUGACGGCGACUACAUGUACAUGUCUCAGGCAUUGAUAGACCCUCAAGGAAAUAUCAUGCACCACCGCCGUAAGCUUCGGCCGUCAGGCGCAGAACGAUACUUCUUCAGUGACGGUGUGGCCGAGGAUCUCAAAGUCUUAGAGACUGACUACGGCCGAUGGGGAAUGCUGGAGUGCGGAGAGCAUAUGUACCCCAGUAUGACGUUUAACAUGUACGUCCAGCGAGAAAAUGUUCACUUCGCGCCUUUCCCCUAUCUGGCCGGCGUCGGAGACGAGACUUCGCUUUGGUGGGAGAACGAAUGGGUCAAUACCGGCACCCUGAGCGUCUACUCUGUUCUCAGCGGUGCCUACUCCUUUGUCGCAGCUAUCGGCGCGACUUUCGUGAUAGACCCGUUCGGAUCUCGCGUUGCUCACGUCAAUGCCAACGCAAGCUUCGAGGAGUUCCCGAUGCUGCACUACAACCUCAACACUAGCGGCUUCAACAGCUCUCAGACGUAUGACAUUAAUGGGCAGGCUUCAUGGGGGACGUUGAGCCAAAUUGCGGAUAGCUUUCCGGGGUAUGUGCCAAAGGUGGAGGGGGAGUUCGUCAAACAAGAGAACGUCUCGAUUGAUUACUUGAUGACGGGGGAGCUUGUCAUCCCGUCUUAG
Messenger RNA from Colletotrichum paranaense, 1074 nucleotides. RefSeq lists its product as uncharacterized. The record is from RefSeq and is a predicted model, not a curated record. Lineage: Eukaryota; Fungi; Ascomycota; Sordariomycetes; Glomerellales; Glomerellaceae. The transcript has 3 exons. Bases 1 to 1074 code for a protein of 357 amino acids. Gene Ontology annotation, molecular function: catalytic activity.